This is a messenger RNA of Laetiporus sulphureus 93-53, 1725 nucleotides long. Its product is annotated as FAD/NAD-P-binding domain-containing protein. Gene Ontology annotation, molecular function: oxidoreductase activity. The transcript has 8 exons. The record is from RefSeq and is a predicted model, not a curated record. Lineage: Eukaryota; Fungi; Basidiomycota; Agaricomycetes; Polyporales; Laetiporaceae. Bases 1 to 1725 code for a protein of 574 amino acids.
AUGUCGUCUGCGCCCCCUCCUCCCAAACGCGUCUGUAUUGUUGGCGCAGGCGCGUCUGGGAUGUCAGCUGCAUAUGCGCUCAGUCGACAUCCCGAGAAGUACCAGGUGACGGUCUAUGACAAGCAGAGUGUCACAGGGGGGAUGGCAAGUUCCAUUAACAUCGACGCCGACAAGUAUGGUGCCGCAUACAUCAAUGAUGGCGUGCAAGGCUGUAGUCCUGUCUUCGCGAACACUUUGAGAAUGUUUCGGAUGCUUGGCUUCGAGUCUACGGAAGUAGGGAUGCAGAUCAGCUUCGGCAAGGACGAGAACUUUUGGACGAACGUCUUCCCUACCUCGCUCGUUUCACAGUUCCAGGGAGAUAUUAAGAAAUUCGGCAGGGUGCUCUCUAUCAUCAAGACAUUCGAGCCGAUAUUCGCCGUGAUUCCCGUUCACGUCAUGCUCAAGAUGUUCAGAUUUUCGACGGACUUCGGUGAGAAGAUGGUGUAUCCACUAGUGGCGCUUUUCUUCGGCACAGGAAAUCAAACGCCUUACAUUUCAUGUGCUAUAUUGGAACGAGUCUUCAUGGAUCCGAGUAUGCGACUCUUUGAAUAUUCCGAGAAGAGUCUACUGGCUAGCAUUCCCACCAUGCUCGCGUUUCCAAAGUUGCACGACGUGUAUAAGGCCUGGACACAUGAAAUUACCUCCACAGGGAACGUCACUUUCAAACUCCAUCAUGAGGUGUUGGAAGUCGUUUCACGUCACACGAGGGGAAAAGCCUCCGUCUCUAGUCCGGUUCAGAUCCGAUACAAAGUUUCUCAUGACGGAUUAGAGUCUCAUCCAAGGGAAGCUUCCUUCGAUGAGAUCAUUCUAGCCGUCGACGCGGACUCUUGCCUUCAUUUAUUGGGCAAACAGGCUACUUGGUUGGAAAGAAAGGUUUUGGGAAAUGUAAAGUAUCUGUACGACGUCACCAUCACGCACAACGACCUAGAUUACAUGCAGAAGUAUUACGAGACGCGGUACAAUCCUUCACACAACGCACCUGUGGAAUCCAGCGCGUCAGCUCAAGAGCGCCAUGAAACGGAAGAGGCGUUUGCCUUUGCCGAGCGCAAUUUCCGCCCCCUCUACUACACCAUGCAGUACCCGCAGGACAAAUCCAAGAUUGAAAUGAGCUUCGACCUGACGCACUAUCAGCCUCAGUUUCGGGGUGCGAAGCCAGCCGGGCCGAUUGAUCUUGAUAGCAGGAGUGAUCAUAGGAACGAAUGCCGCGCUGCGGACGCCACAUGUGCUGCACAGCAUGCAAGCGAGGGCGAGAUGGGUGCGCCUGCGCGGACGGGCAAGGACGCUAAUGGGCAGCCGGAGCCGCCGCUGGAGAAGCACGUCUUCCAGACAAUCUUCCUGGAUCGUGAUGGUUCGCAGAAUUUGUGGACAUGGAAAGACAUCAACCCCGAGAAGAAGAUCUUCGAAAAGUGGUGGAAGCAGCAAUCUCACCGCUGGCAGCACUAUGCGGGCACGGUGCCAUGGAUGAUGUGGAUCAACGGCAAGAACAACACAUAUUACGCUGGCGCUUGGUCUGUACUGAAUAUGCACGAGUUGGCGGUGACGUCCGGCUUCGCGGCUGCCUAUAGGCUGGGCGCCGAGUAUCCAUUCCACGGCGAUGAAGACUGCGAACGGCUCUUCAAGAUGUACCUGGCCGCAAGCCACGGCGUCAGAAUGAGAAAGGAAGAUAGGAAGGGAAUCUUUUCCUGA